This is a messenger RNA of Belonocnema kinseyi, 4473 nucleotides long. RefSeq names its product serine/threonine-protein kinase Warts (gene wts). The coding region runs from base 528 to 3743 and encodes 1071 amino acids. NCBI's taxonomy places the organism in Eukaryota, Metazoa, Arthropoda, Insecta, Hymenoptera, Cynipidae. The record is from RefSeq and is a predicted model, not a curated record. Gene Ontology annotation, molecular function: ATP binding; protein binding; protein serine/threonine kinase activity. Gene Ontology annotation, biological process: G1/S transition of mitotic cell cycle; hippo signaling; positive regulation of apoptotic process. The transcript has 5 exons.
AAACCUGUGUCGUGUAUAGGUUAUAUUUCGUGUUUCCUCGAAUUCUGCACAAGGCUGCAGAAAGUGUCUCAAUUUCGUGCGCCUCGGAGCUGAUGUUUUCCGUUUUUUCACGACUUCUUUGCGAAAACAUGCCCCUGAUGAAAAUUACUGGUUUCAUUACGAAGAUUAGGUGAAAUAAUGUGCGUCUCGUGUCCUAGAGAUAAAAGUGCCUUGGGUCAAGAAUGUGGUCACUUUUGUAUCGUGUCAGUGACUUCUAAAUUAUUUUGUGCUGAUUGUGCCUUCGAGGAUUCUUUAGAGUUCGUGCCUCGAUAGAUUUAUCAGAAACUGCCCUUAAUUCCGAGAAUUUAAGGUCUUUAUUUUUCUGUUUGCUUGGAUCUAGAUCGGUCAAGUUUUUUGUUAAUUAUGAAUUCGGGAAGAAUCUUCAGAAUCUACCAAUAUUGGAGACAGCCAUCGUCCUAGAAUUAUUUCGCCACUUUAUGUCACAGGUGGAUUGGAGCUAGGUCCCUGAGGGCCUAGCAUGGGCCACUAUGAAUCCACCUGUGGUCAGCAAGUCGAGCACUCGUGCCUCCGGAUACCAUCAGAAGGCACUAGCUGAGAUCCGCAACUCUCUCCUGCCAUUCGCAAAUAUCGGUGGAACAGGUGAAGUUGGUUCCAGUGCUGCUAGUACCAUCUCCACUCUAUCUACAACCAGCGGUGUCAGUUCAGCAUCGGGUCUCAGUGGCCUUUCAUGUGCUUCUAAUUCUGGAGACAAAAACGACCAACGACAAGCCUUAGCUCAACUCCUAGCCAUGGGUUAUCCCGAGGAAAUUGGGUUUAAAGCCCUGAAGAGGGCGGCCUGGCGUCUGGACUCAGCUGUCGAGUUGUUGAAGCAGGCACAGUGCGAAUCUCUGAACGGCUUGAGCAAACUAAAUACAAAGCUCAUCAGGAAGCCAAGCCUUGAACGGGAAUUAAAUCUACAACGCGGAAGUCCCGCACUUGACAGCGGAGCCGGAAGUUCCCGAUCCGACAGUCCUCGUCUUGCAGAGCUGAGUCCUCAUCCCCAGCUGAGUCGGCAGUACUCUCCCAGCAGUUUCGUAGAACCUCCACCUCCGCCUCCACCCAGAUGCAGCUCCACGCCUCCGCCUCCACCGCCUCCUCACGGCCCUUACUUUCAAUCCAACGUCCCCACCAACAUGCAACAAAUGCUCAAGCGAAUGUCGCCCGCGCCCGUUGUGCCAACCCGACCUCCAGCCGCAACUCCCGGUAGUUCCGGAUCCAACUCUGGCUCCGUCAAUCCGCCGCAGAGGGGCACGAGUCCAGUCGCAAACUCCAACUCGUCCAACGGUCGGCAGCCCAUGAUUGUCCAAAAUGGACCGCAGGUCCAGCAGCAACUCACACAGCAGAUGCAGGCUCUCAGCAUCUACCAAUCAUCAAACAGCAAUUCCAGCACUCAGGUCGAACCUCCACCACCUUAUCCAAUCGUUCCAUCCUCCUCGUCAGGACCAGUACAACCACCUUCGUACAGUGCUUCUAUGCAGAAUCGACAGAGUCCCACGCAGUCGCAGGACUACCGGAAAAGCCCCUCUUCAGGGAUUUACUCGGGUCCAACAUCAGCUGGAUCGCCGAGUCCCAUCACUGUUCCAGCAGCCUCACCCACUUCCCAGAAUGCCAUGGCGAGGCCAACUCCUCUCCAAGCCUGGGGAGCCCGACAAGCGAAAACACAACCGCCGGUCAUCAUGCAGUCGGUGAAGAGUACUCAGGUACAGAAACCCGUCUUGCAGACUGCGAUCGCACCCACGUCGCCUCAGCCCAUCUCCACCAGCAGCACACCUCCACCUCCUCCUUCCUACGCUUCCUCGAUUCAGCAGAAGCAACAACAACCACCACCGGCUUAUCCUCCCGUUAAUAACGGAACGUCAUCCCCUGGCUCGGUUAUCGGAGUUGCAGUUGGGAUUCCGACCACAGAACCUCCGAGUUACGCGACAACAAUGCAAGCUCUGGCUGCACAGCGGGGUAUUCAUCAUCCUCUGCCUCCACCUCCUUACGGAAUAUCGACUGAGGAUUCUUGUGGCAUCUCGACCGAAAGUGGGACGGCUCCCAGGUCUUCACCUGUUGCAUGUCAUCCACCUUUGCAGAGGAAAUACUCACCGGCCGAAGGAUGUCAUCCUGAGACUCCACCAUUGCCGCCAACUGCUUCGACCUCUGUUUCGACGAGGAAUAAUAAUCAUCAGGGACAUGAGGGCGCGAAGGGAAAUUCGACGCCAUCGUAUAAGAUCAAGCACCAGAGUCCUAUUCCGGAACGGAAGCAUAUGAGCAAAGAGAAGGAGGAGGAGCGCAGGGACUGCAAAGUUCGUAAUUAUUCACCCCAGGCGUUCAAGUUUUUCAUGGAACAACAUAUCGAGAAUGUUCUGAAGUCUCAUAAGCAGAGAUUGUACAGAAGAUUGCAACUGGAGACGGAGAUGUCGAAGAUUGGUUUAAGCGAGGAAGCUCAAUGUCAGAUGAGGAAGAUGCUUUCGCAGAAGGAGUCGAAUUAUAUUAGGUUAAAGAGGGCAAAGAUGGAUAAGAGUAUGUUCACGAAAAUCAAGCCUAUUGGUGUCGGGGCGUUUGGAGAAGUGACGCUUGUUAGGAAAUUGGACACUAAUCAGUUUUACGCGAUGAAAACUCUACGCAAGGCUGAUGUCUUGAAUCGGAAUCAAGUCGCUCAUGUGAAAGCGGAAAGAGAUAUUCUUGCCGAGGCGGACAACGAGUGGGUUGUGAAGCUUUACUAUUCGUUUCAGGAUAAGGAUAAUCUGUAUUUUGUGAUGGAUUAUAUUCCUGGAGGCGACUUAAUGUCGCUGCUCAUCAAAUUUGGAAUUUUUAAAGAACCGCUGGCAAGGUUUUAUAUUGCUGAGUUGACUUGUGCGGUGGAGAGUGUUCAUAAGAUGGGAUUUAUCCAUAGGGAUAUCAAGCCUGAUAAUAUUCUGAUUGACAGAGAUGGACAUAUCAAGCUGACGGACUUUGGGUUGUGCACCGGAUUCCGCUGGACACAUAACUCGAAAUAUUAUCAGCAAAAUGGACAUGGAAAGCAGGAUUCAAUGGAUCCGUCAGACGAUUGGAAUAAUGAGUGUAGGUGUAUUCAGUCGAAACCUUUAGAAAGACGAAGACACCGAGAGCAUCAGCGAUGUUUGGCUCACUCCCUAGUUGGUACACCAAACUACAUCGCUCCUGAAGUCUUACAACGUACGGGUUACACCCAGUUGUGUGAUUGGUGGAGUGUUGGGGUUAUUUUGUAUGAAAUGUUGGUUGGUUCUCCGCCUUUCUUGGCUAACACGCCCGCUGAAACACAAUAUAAGGUAAUCAACUGGGAGACAACUCUUCAUAUCCCAAAACAAGCAAACCUCUCUCCAGAAGGUAUGGACUUGAUUCUGAAGCUUUGCGUUGGCUCAGAUCGUCGUCUCGGUAAGAACGCGGAUGAGGUAAAAAGUCAUCCAUUUUUCUCUAACAUUGACUUUGAAAAAGGCCUGAGACGUCAGGUAGCGCCUCACAUACCUCGAAUACAAUAUCCCACUGACACAAGCAAUUUCGAUCCCGUCGAUCCUGAGAAAUUACGCAAUUCCGAGACCUCGGACUCGAACAAGUCCGACGAGUACCUGGACAAUGGAAAGCCAUUUCACGGCUUCUUCGAGUUUACCUUCAGACGUUUUUUUGACGAUGGUGGUGGUCCUGCGUAUCCUAGUCGAAUAAGCUUGGACGAUAAUGACAAUCAGGGGCCUGUUUAUGUAUGACAUUAGGCCUUAAAGCAAACCUCGUAAGACUCGCGUAUUAACGUCACAUCUUGUCUCAUUCUCCCUUACAAAGGAAUGCAACUCUUCUUUUCGACAAUCGACAUCGUACCGAAUAACUUAAAACUUUCAAACUCUUCAUUUCAUUCAAAACCACCUCCUAUUUGUAGCUUUGUACAGAAAAACUCAAAUUUCAGGGUUGCUACAUAACAUGUAGAAUCCGGAAUAGUCGUGAAAUUUUCAAAAAGAGCCUGGAAAUUUUUUUCUUCACUUUUUGAAGUUUUAAUACUUAUUUCAGUACUUUUCUGUUUAUUUUACAAAUUCAGAUUUAUGUUAAUGACAUUUCUGACCUUCUAGUAGCACAAAAGUUAAUAAAAUUCUCUGUUGAAUAAGGCAAAGUGUCAAUUUCGUAAAAAGCUUUGCAAAAAGACGUCAAAUUUGAAUGUUUUCGUAAAAUUGGAUAAUUUUGGAAAUAUUAUUCAUAGUUGUUUGGCUAAUUUUUAAGGUAAAUCUCUUUAUUAUUUUAAUAAAUUAUUAAGCUGUUUUUAGAUUUUGUUACGCAGGUUAUACGCUAGGAUAGAAUUUGGUAAAAAAAGUCGUACAAUUUCAAAUAAUGAUUGUACUCACUUCAUUUUUUUAAACUCUCAAACGGUACACUCCAGCCGAGCAUGCGUAAACGUACACUGGUGCGAAUUGGUUUUUUUGCAUUGUUACUAUUAAAUAUUUAAUAUAU